Anopheles aquasalis is the source of this 958-nucleotide messenger RNA. RefSeq lists its product as uncharacterized. Gene Ontology annotation, biological process: double-strand break repair via homologous recombination; protein sumoylation. The record is from RefSeq and is a predicted model, not a curated record. Gene Ontology annotation, molecular function: zinc ion binding; SUMO ligase activity. NCBI's taxonomy places the organism in Eukaryota, Metazoa, Arthropoda, Insecta, Diptera, Culicidae. Gene Ontology annotation, cellular component: nucleus; Smc5-Smc6 complex.
GGAAAUUGAAGGGCGCAUCUCGUCUGGCAUCACUGUUAAAACUCACGUAAAAACUGUACACUUUUUGCACAGGGCUGACACCAAAAAACAUAGAUUAAACCGCUAGCGUCCCUCUUAUUAAAACAUUAAUUUUUGUUUUGGCGGUUUCCCCCGGCGAAAAAGAGAGCAACAGUCAAGCAGGCAAGGAGGUUGCCGCGAAAUCUUAAAUCAACAAGUGUUUCCUGCUGUACUCCUUUCGCUGGUCUCUCCUCGCAGUCCCCCGAUAAAGAAGCGGCAUCGAGAUGAACAUGUUCGAGGCAAAUAUACGUAAAGUAAGCGACUCGCUCUACAACGCCGUUCGAUUGGCGGCCGAAUACGGCAAUGAAGAGACUAAACAACUGAAGCAGUACACAGAGCUGGUCGAAAAGCUGUGCGAAACGGAGAGUCUUAUGAACAGCCAUACGAAAGCGAUCGCAGAAGCCUCCCGCGAACAGACGAUCGACAGUUUCGACAGGCGCUACAAUGCCGGCACACCGAGUAAGAAGGUCCAAGUGAAGGGCCACAAGCGUUACAAAGAUUUUGUGCAGUUCGCCAAACCCCUGCUAGAUACGGCAUCGGGCGAAACCAGCGAUCAGCAGCAGCAGGAGCCAGCAGGCGAUGAGGAAUUGAUCAUGGAGGAGGACCCGAGCACUCUGAUCGAUCCGAUCUUAAAGAAACCGCUCGAGGUGCCGGUGCGGAACAUGGUGUGCAAUCACGUGUACGAAAAGAAUUCAAUAGAGCAGCUGCUUAAGAUGAAUGUCAAUACGCGCUGCCCCGUGGUGGGCUGUGCCGCCCAAGGGGCCGUCAGUGCCCAGCAUCUGAAGCUUGAUGAACAGUUGCUGCGUAAACUGCGCCGACUGCGAGAUGCCGACCGAUAGUGUGGCCGUUAACCGUUAACUGAUUAUGUAGAAAUCUCAAAAAUAAUCCCAUCUCAUUUACA